Melopsittacus undulatus (budgerigar) is the source of this 2422-nucleotide messenger RNA. It is a transcript of the gene PLPPR3, whose product is annotated as phospholipid phosphatase related 3. Gene Ontology annotation, biological process: phospholipid dephosphorylation; phospholipid metabolic process; signal transduction. The record is from RefSeq and is a predicted model, not a curated record. The coding region runs from base 99 to 2147 and encodes 682 amino acids. Gene Ontology annotation, molecular function: phosphatidate phosphatase activity. Gene Ontology annotation, cellular component: plasma membrane. Lineage: Eukaryota; Metazoa; Chordata; Aves; Psittaciformes; Psittaculidae. The transcript is spliced from 8 exons.
GCCGCCGCCCCCCCCCCCGGGGCGCAGCUCAGGGCUGAGAACUGGGGGUGAAGCUGUGGCCCCACAGCAGAGCAGACCCCGGCUCCUGCCCCAGGACCAUGAUCCCUACCAAGGAGAAGGCCAGGGCUCCCAAGGACAGCAUGACGCUCCUGCCCUGCUUCUACUUCGUGGAGCUGCCCAUCGUGGCCUCCUCCAUCGUGACGCUCUAUUUCCUGGAGCUGACCGACCUCUUCAAGCCGGCCAAGGUGGGAUUCCAGUGCUACGACCGCGCGCUCUCCAUGCCCUAUGUGGAGACCAACGAGGAGCUCAUCCCCCUGCUCAUGCUGCUCAGCCUGGCCUUCGCCGCGCCGGCCGCCUCGAUCAUGGUUGGGGAGGGCAUCGUGUACUGCCUGCAGUCCCGGCUGAAGGGCCGCGCCGGUGCCGAGGGCAGCAUUAACGCCGGCGGCUGCAACUUCAACUCCUUCCUGCGCCGCACCGUAAGGUUUGUGGGCGUCCACGUGUUCGGGCUCUGUGCCACGGCGCUGGUGACAGAUGUCAUCCAAUUGGCCACCGGCUACCACGCUCCCUUCUUCCUGACCGUCUGCAAGCCCAACUACACGCUGCUGGGCACCCCUUGCGAUGCCAACCCCUACAUCACCCAGGACAUCUGCUCGGGCACGGACAAACACGCCAUCCUCUCUGCCAGGAAAACCUUCCCAUCCCAACACGCAACGCUCUCCGCAUUCGCUGCCGUCUAUGUGUCGAUGUAUUUCAAUUCCAUCAUCUCGGACAGCACCAAACUCCUCAAGCCCAUCCUGGUCUUUGCCUUCGCCAUCGCCGCCGGCAUCUGCGGCCUGACCCAGAUCACCCAGUACCGCAGCCACCCGGCUGACGUCUACGUGGGCUUCCUCAUCGGCUCCGGCAUCGCUGCCUACCUGGCGUUCCACGCUGUCGGCAACUUCCGCGCCCCGACCGAGAGGGUCCCGGUGCCGGCGCCGGCCAAGGAUGCUCUGCGGGCGCUGACGCAGCGGGGCCACGACUCCGUGUACCAGCAGAACAAGUCGGUGAGCACUGACGAGCUGAACCCGCAGGCGCGGCUGGAGGAGGCUGCGCGCCCGGUGCCGAGGGAGAAGAACUCUCUGGGUAGCCUGAAGCGGGCGAGCGUGGACGUGGACCUGCUGGCCCCUCGCAGCCCCAUGGGCAAGGAGAACAUGGUGACCUUCAGCAACACCCUGCCGCGCGUCAACACGCCGUCCAUGGACGACCCCGCGCGCCGCCACAUGACCAUCCACGUCCCUGUGGAUGCCUCCCGCUCCAAGCAGCUCAUCACCGAGUGGAAGCAGAAGUCUCUGGAGGGCCGGAGCAUGACGCUGGCGGAGGAGGCGGCGCAGGGCCGGGGCGCCGGGGACGCGGCUGAGGAGGUGCCCCCGUCGCUGUACCCCACGGUGCAGGCGCGCGCGGCCGAGCGGGUGGCCGUGGGGCCCCGUGUCCUCAUCCAGCCCCGUGCAGGCGCCUCGCAGCUCGUGCACAUCCCCGAGGAGACCCAGGCGGGCGCCGGCGCCGGGGGCGGUGCAGCCGCCAGGGCCAAGUGGGUGAUGGUGGCAGAGAAAGGGGGUGCGCAGCGUGUGGCCAACCCCCCCCGCCUCAUGCAGGUCAUCGCCAUGUCCAAGCAGCAGGGCAUGGUCUCCGUCACCCCCAAGCACUCGGAGACGUCGUCGUCCUCCACCAGCUCCGACUCCUCGCAGUACCGCUCGCCCUCGGAGCGGGACAGCUCCAGCAUCAUCACCAUCGACGCCCAUGCCCCACAUCACCCUGUCGUCCAUCUCUCCGCCGGCAACGGGCCCUGGGAGUGGAAAUCGGGGCCGAAGGGGCCGGAAGGGCCGGAUGCCUACGAGCUGGGCGAGGUGGGGAAGGAAUUCCGUGGCUUCCACCCGGCCAAGAGCGCUGGGGUCUCACCAGGCUCCUCCAUCAGCGACAUGGAGCAGGACGAGCCGCGCUACGGCAGCCUGGCCGCCAUCGCUGGCGGGGGGGACACCGAGGGGCUGCCGGGCACCGCCAGCCGCGAGUCCACGCUGCGGAGGAAGCCGGCGGAGAGGGAGGCGCAGGGGGACAGCGAAGGGGACCACUACUACAAGAAGAUGCAAGCCGGGCGCAGGUUUAAGGACUGAGCCCCCCCACGCAGGGGGCUCCCCCCUUCCUGGUGGGGGGAAUCAGGAUGGGGGCUCUGUGGCAUCGGCGUGAUGGAGCAGCGCAAGGAUACGGUCGAGCACGGUCACACCGGACCCUGAGCCAGCCGGGAUGUGCGGGCACUGGGGAGGCUCAGGGGGGGUCUGCCCCCCCCCCCCUCCCCUCAUGGUUGGGCAGCUCUGAGCACUUUGGACUUUCUUCUUCUCUCUAACAUGGUGCUGAUGUUUUGGAGGGGUCAUAAUUUAUUCCAGCUCUG